CACCCACUCUGUCACGACAUCACAAUGGCCGGUCCAAAGUAUCAAAACGUCCCACAGCGCGACUCGUUCGACAACCCGCAGUACUCGCAAGCCCCGCCUUCGUAUGAGCAGGCAGAGACCUCCACCAACGAGGCCCUCCUCGGAGGCGCUCCUCGUGGGGAGGAUGACAACCUUCCCGACGACUUCAAGUUCGGCGGCGUCGUCAGCGAAGCAACGCUCGAUAUCCGCAUGCAAUUUGUUCGCAAAGUCUAUGCCAUUCUCACCGUCCAGCUUCUCGCUACCGUCGCCCUGAGUGCCGUGUCUUUUGUCAGCCCUACAUACAAAAACUGGAUCCAGAGUAAUCAAUGGAUGAUGUGGCUAUCGCUCUUCGGAGCUAUUGGCUUUAUGCUGCUCACAUUCUGGAAACGGAAGUCAUACCCAACGAACUUGCUGUUCCUCGGAGGAUUUACGGCCCUCGAGGCAUACUCGAUCUCCGUCAUUACGUCCUUUUACGAUGCCAAGAUCGUUCUCGAAGCCUUAAUCUUCACGGUCGCGAUAUUUGUCGCUUUGACGCUGUUCGCCUGCCAAACCAAAUACGACUUUACCAACUGGAUGCCUUACCUGUUCGGCGGCCUCUGGGUUUUGAUCAUCUUUGGUUUCAUGGCCGCAUUUUUCCCGUACAACUCCAAGGUCGAGCUUGGCUACGGAGUUAUUGCAGCUUUGAUCUUCAGUGGAUACAUACUCGUCGACACCCAACUCAUCAUGCGUCAUUAUCACGUCGAAGAGGAAAUUGCGGCUGCCAUCUCUCUUUACCUGGAUAUCAUCAAUCUUUUCCUUGCUAUUCUGCGCAUUCUCAAUAGCCAGAACAAUAACUGAUUCUAGCCGGGCUUUUCAUCUUACGAGAGGGAUGAAUGGUAAGCAUGGUACGUAUCGCGGGUUGGCAACGAAGGUCGAAUUGGCUGGAUCGCUCUGGAGAAUCCCAGUGCGUUGAAUCUUAUGUACCUGUUUCCUUCGAACCUUGAUUAGCGUUGUAAUGCGAUAUCUGCUCUCUGCUAUUAUUCUUGUUCAAAUG
Molecule: messenger RNA, 1051 nt
Organism: Pseudovirgaria hyperparasitica
Lineage: Eukaryota; Fungi; Ascomycota; Dothideomycetes; Acrospermales; Acrospermaceae
Product: UPF0005-domain-containing protein
Exons: 3
Coding region: 25-855 (276 amino acids)
Cellular component (GO): membrane
Source: RefSeq, a predicted model, not a curated record